Messenger RNA from Gracilinanus agilis (Agile Gracile Mouse Opossum), 4791 nucleotides. RefSeq names its product ubiquitin specific peptidase 47 (gene USP47). The transcript has 24 exons. Gene Ontology annotation, biological process: protein deubiquitination. Gene Ontology annotation, cellular component: cytosol; nucleus. The record is from RefSeq and is a predicted model, not a curated record. NCBI's taxonomy places the organism in Eukaryota, Metazoa, Chordata, Mammalia, Didelphimorphia, Didelphidae. Bases 164 to 3457 code for a protein of 1097 amino acids. Gene Ontology annotation, molecular function: cysteine-type deubiquitinase activity; cysteine-type endopeptidase activity.
GGACUCCAGUGCAGUAGAUGACAGUGUGCAAGAUAGGUUUAUUGGUCCCCUCCCAAGAGAAGGUUCUGUAGGCUCCACCAGUGAUUAUGUCAGUCAAAGCUACUCAUAUUCUUCUAUCUUGAAUAAAUCAGAAACCGGAUAUGUGGGAUUAGUAAAUCAAGCAAUGACUUGCUAUUUGAACAGCCUUCUGCAAACACUUUUCAUGACUCCUGAAUUCAGGAAUGCAUUAUAUAAGGAUUUUAAGGUAAAGACUUGCAAGUUCAGAGAUGAUGAUAAUGGUGAUGUGGUGGUGGUGGUGGUGGUGGCGAUGGUGGUGGUGAUUCAUUGGGAAUUGGAAAUCACAGCUAUGAAGCAGUAUGAAGAAGCAUUACAUGCAUUUAUACAGCCAGAGAUCCUUGAUGGUCCCAAUCAAUACUUUUGUGAGCGGUGUAAGAAGAAGUGUGAUGCACGGAAGGGCCUUCGUUUUUUGCAUUUCCCAUAUCUGCUGACCCUACAGUUGAAAAGGUUUGACUUUGAUUAUACCACCAUGCACAGGAUUAAAUUAAAUGACCGGAUGACUUUCCCAGAAGAGCUAGAUAUGAGUACAUUUAUUGACAUUGAAGAUGAGAAGUCUCCUCAGACUGAGAGUUGUACGGACAGUGGAGCAGAAAAUGAAGGCAGUUGUCACAGUGAUCAGAUGAGCAACGAUUUCUCAAAUGAUGAUGGGGUCGAUGAAGGAAUCUGCCUUGAAAGUAAUAGUGGAACUGAAAAGAUUACAAAACCUGGUCUUGAAAAGAAUUCAUUGCUAUAUGAACUCUUUUCUGUUAUGGUUCAUUCCGGAAGUGCAGCUGGUGGUCAUUAUUAUGCGUGCAUAAAAUCAUUCAGUGAUGAGCAGUGGUACAGCUUCAAUGAUCAGCACGUUAGUCGGAUAACCCAAGAGGACAUUAAGAAAACUCAUGGUGGAUCUUCAGGAAGUCGAGGAUAUUAUUCUAGUGCCUUUGCCAGCUCCACAAAUGCAUAUAUGCUUAUAUAUAGAUUGAAGGAUCCUUCAAGAAAUGCAAAAUUUUUAGAAGUGAAUGACUACCCGGAGCACAUUAAGAGUUUGGUGCAAAAAGAGAAAGAAUUGGAAGAGCAAGAAAAGAGGCAGCGUGAAAUUGAAAGAAAUACCUGCAAGAUAAAAUUGUUCUGCAUGCAUCCUGUGAAACAAGUGAUGAUGGAAAAUAAACUGGAGGUUCAUAAAGAUAAGACUUUAAAAGAAGCAGUAGAAAUAGCUUAUAAGAUGAUGGAUUUAGAAGAGGUCAUUCCCCUGGAUUGCUGUCGUCUUGUCAAGUAUGAUGAGUUUCAUGAUUAUCUAGAGCGGUCAUAUGAAGGAGAAGAGGAUACUCCAAUGGGGCUUCUACUUGGUGGAGUCAAGUCAACAUACAUGUUUGAUUUACUCUUGGAAACCAGAAAACCUGAUCAAGUUUUCCAGUCUUAUAAACCUGGUGAAGUGAUGGUGAAAGUUCAUGUGGUUGAUAUAAAGACAGAGUCUGUUGCUCCUCCAAUUAGCGUACGAGCUUAUUUAAAUCAAACAGUCACUGAAUUUAAGCAGCUUAUUUCAAAGGCUAUACAUUUGCCUGCUGAAACAAUGAGAAUAGUUUUGGAACGCUGCUACAAUGACUUGCGCCUUCUUAAUGUGUCCAGUAAAACGCUGAAGGCUGAAGGCUUCUUUAGAAGUAACAAGGUAUUUGUCGAAAGUUCUGAGUCUUUGGAUCGCCAGAUGGCCUUUACAGACUCUCAUUUGUGGAAACUGCUGGAUCGGCAUGCAAAUACAAUCAGACUGUUUGUUUUAUUACCUGAACAAUCUCCAGGAUCUCAUUCUAAAAGGACAGCAUACCAGAAAGCUGGUGGAGAUUCUGGCAAUGUAGAUGAUGCAUGUGAACGAGUUAAAGGACCUCUGGGUAGCCUAAAAUCUGUAGAGGCUAUCUUAGAAGAAAGUACUGAAAAGCUUAAAAGCUUAUCUCUACAACAGCAACAGGAUGGAGAUAAUGGAGACAGUAGCAAGAGUACUGAGACAAGUGAUUUUGAAAACAUUGAAUCACCUCUCAAUGAGAGAGAUUCUUCAGGAUCAGUUGAUAACAGAGAACUUGAACAGCAAAUUCAGACUUCUGAUCCAGAAAAUUUCCAGUCUGAAGAGCGGUCAGACUCUGAUGUGAACAAUGACAGAAGUACAAGUUCAGUGGACAGUGAUAUUCUUAGUUCCAGUCACAGCAGUGACACUUUGUGCAAUGCAGACAGUGCCCCAGUCCCUUUGGCUAAUGGACUUGACUCUCAUAGUAUCACAAGUAGUAGAAGAUCUAAGGCAAAUGAAGGAAAGAAAGAGACCUGGGAUACAGCUGAAGAAGACUCUGGAACUGAUAGUGAAUAUGAUGAAAGUGGCAAGAGCAGGGGAGAAACACAAUAUAUGUAUUUCAAAGCAGAAUCCUACGCUGCAGAUGAAGGUUCUGGAGAAGGACAUAAAUGGUUGAUGGUGCAUGUUGAUAAAAGAAUUACACUGGCUGCCUUCAAACAACAUUUGGAACCCUUUGUUGGAGUUCUGUCUUCUCACUUCAAAGUUUUUCGAGUCUAUGCCAGCAAUCAAGAGUUUGAGAGUGUCCGACUGAAUGAAACACUUUCAUCAUUUUCAGAUGACAACAAGAUUACAAUUAGAUUGGGGAGAGCACUUAAGAAGGGAGAGUACAGAGUCAAAGUGUACCAGCUUUUAGUAAAUGAGCAAGAGCCCUGUAGGUUUCUCCUUGAUGCUGUUUUUGCUAAAGGCAUGACUGUCCGACAGUCUAAAGAAGAGCUCCUUCCCCAGCUCAGGGAGCAGUGUGGGCUAGAACUCAGCAUUGACAGGUUUCGUCUAAGGAAAAAAACAUGGAAGAAUCCUGGCACAGUCUUUCUAGAUUAUCAUGUCUAUGAAGAGGAUAUUAAUAUUUCCAGCAACUGGGAGGUUUUCCUUGAAGUUCUUGAUGGGGUGGAGAAGAUGAAAUCCAUGUCACAACUGGCUGUGCUGUCUAGGCGGUGGAGGCCAACAGACAUGAGACUGGACCCCUUUCAAGAAGUGGUGUUGGAAAGCAGCAGUGUCGACGAACUGAGAGAGAAGCUUUGUGAAAUCAGUGGGAUACCUUUGGAAGAUAUUGAAUUUGCAAAGGGCAGAGGAACGUUUCCCUGUGACAUAUCUGUCCUAGAAAUUCAUCAGGAUUUGGAUUGGAACCCUAAAGUUUCUACACUGAAUGUGUGGCCCCUUUAUAUCUGUGAUGAUGGUGCAGUGAUAUUUUAUAGGGAUAAAACUGAAGAAUUAAUGGAAUUAACAGAUGAGCAGAGAAAUGAACUGAUGAAAAAGGAAAGCAGCCGGCUCCAGAAAACUGGACAUCGCGUAACCUACUCUCCUCGUAAAGAAAAAGCACUAAAAAUUUAUCUGGACGGAGCACCAAAUAAAGAUUUGACUCAAGACUGAUUCUUCUAGUGUAGCAUUUUCCCUGGGGGAUUUUUUGUUUUAAUUGGAAGGUUUGCUACUACUGUGUAGUGCCAGUAUGGCAGGACACUCAUUAGGGGUAACGCAAUGACACCAGCGCUGAUUGGGAUGCCGUUUGCCAAUCAGAAGCUCAGGGCCCAGUGGGUCGCUGUUUUGACUUGGAAUCAUGUUGUGCACUAUAGUCAUAUGUACUGUAAAGCUAAAAGGGACGUGCAAAUUUAAAAACAAAAAAACAAAAAAACAAGAAAAAAAAACCCCUAUAACUAGGAAAGGGGGUGGGGGGAAAAGAGUGAGCAUUUAUGAAGACAGAAAUGUGCACAUAGGAGCUAGUAAAACUAGUCUCAAACAGGAUAUUCAUAGCUUACUAAUAAAAGCUGUGCAAAGGCCAUGAAUGAAUGAAUGAUUUUCUUUGUUUCACUGAUACACACAUUACCUCAUUGACAAUUCGGAAGUAAAUGCAACUUGUGUUAACUCACAGAAAACAGCAAAAGUAGGAGCUGAAGACAUAAUGGAAUCAUUAUCAGAACCAGCUGUAACAGGAAGAAGUGUGAAGGUGUUUUGUUUGUUUGCUUGCUUGUUUUGGGGGGUGUUGUUGUUUUGUUUUUUAAAGUAUUAGGAACAUUAUUCUCAAAAUAACAUCAGAAAGUUCCCUUUAGAAAGUUCCCAGCAGGUGAUAGCUCAGUUUACUGCAGAAUUGUAACUGUUCAGAUGUAGAAAAGAAUUUCACUAUUUCAUCCAACAUUGUAAAUAAAAUGUUCCCAUUCAAUUAUCAAAAUUGCAGUUCUAACAUUUACCAUGGCUAAUCUUUUCCCACAUCAUUUUUCAUUGUGUACAUUUGUGUACAUUUGAAAGUAUUGCAGCAUAUUUAAAUUUAAUUCUCAGUUAGGUUUCAUGAUGCUGGGUCCUGUAGGAUUUACUUUUUCUUUGUUGAUGAGCUUUCUGUUUGACUGCCCUUUUUGUACAUUUCCUUUUUGAAGACUCCAAGUUUGAAUCUUCUAGAACCCUUGUAAGUCAGACCUUACUUUUUGGAGUUGAUUUCUAGUAAUGUAGUUUAACUUUUGGAAAUGUCUUAAAGUCUUACAAAAUAAUCUUGCUAAUAAAAUCAAAUCAUCAUACAAGACAGAAACCGUCAACAUGAAUUCAUUGCGAAAUCUGCAAGUUUUCGCUUUGCUAAAUAAAAAUAUCAAUGAAAAAAUUCUAUAUAAUUUUUGGAAAUGCCAUCUAAUUUAUAAAAAUCAGUAAAAGGUUUUGGUAAACUUUUUCAUGCCAGAUGCUGUUUACAACAAUGAACAUGCCAAUAAAACAUUUGUUCAUUC